This is a messenger RNA of Linum trigynum, 1630 nucleotides long. The record is from the annotation of a GenBank genome assembly. NCBI's taxonomy places the organism in Eukaryota, Viridiplantae, Streptophyta, Magnoliopsida, Malpighiales, Linaceae.
CUAAAACCCCUCUUCUUAGACCACCCGGGAUCGGUUAGCUUGACUACCCCUAAAGGGGUAGUGAUUUUUGACACCCCCUUCAUGAUUGGCCAAUUUUAUUUCCAAUCAUUGGCAAGUAUUAAUUAAACUGGUUUUUUAUUUUUUUUUAAUCUUGUAAUUUGGGGUCUCUCACCACAUUGGAAAAGAGAAAGAAUCUGGGGAAAAACGAAAUCACCCCCAUUAAUUACAUAAUUAAUUUCUCUCACUGGUACUUUAAUUACACGUACCACUCCACUGGUACACGUACCACUCCACUGGUGCGAGCAAUCCACAAGGUAGGUUAGAGUGAGAACAAUACCAGUGCAAUGAUAUUUUUCAUAACAAUGAUAAACAAUAACGGAGCAACAAUGCAGUACCACUUCAAUGAUACAAAUACCACUCCACUGGUACACGUACCACUCCACUGGUACACGUACCACUCCACUGGUGCGAGCAAUCCACAAGGUAGGUCAGAGGCGAUCCCAGGAUGGCGGCAGCUGGAGAUAGGAGGAUGGUGGUGGGGGAAGGCGCUGGAGGGUUUUGGUCGUUUCAGAGUAGAGGAGGGUUCUGGUUAAAAUGAAAUCAAAAUGGAAAGAGGGCCCAAAUGGAGAGAGAAGGAGACGAAAGGAAGAAAAAAGGCAAUUAAUUGCACAUUUGGGGGGGAGCUUUUUUCUGAUUCCCCAUAUUCUUUCCCUUUCCAAUGUGGGUGAGAGACCCCAAAUUACAAGAUUAAAAAAAAUAAAAAACCAGUUUAAUUAAUACUUGCCAAUGAUUGAAAAUAAAAUUGGCCAAUCAUAAAGGGGGUGUUGAAAAUCACUACCCCUUUAGGGGUUAGCAUAGUAUCCCACCCCUAGACCACCCACAACAAACAGUGGUCAAAGAGGGGAAAAUGGAGAAAAGGGAUGGGGAAUCCCAUAAUAGGAUAGGGAACAAAGGGAAAGAAGGAAAGGCUGGGGGGUUUAUCCUCGAGAGUCGAGAGAAACGCCAAAAGAAGGAUGAAGGGGAGAGAACUAGGCGUGCAGCUCGGUGGUGGUCCGCACGGGAGGGAAGGGGAGCUCCUGGUGGUGGAUCUACCGCCAGUAUAUUUUUGUUCGUUUUCUUUUCUUUGGUUUUUUCAUAUUGAUUAAGUGAUUUAUUAGAGGUUUUUUUUGUGUGUUUUGGCCAACGACCCCAUUUUUCAACGACCAAAUUUCUAACAAUUAUUUUUCCAACGACUAGUAAUCUUUACUAAGGAUACUUUAAUUUUAGUGUGUUUGCUUUAAGUACUUUAAAUAUACCCUUGAUGUAUCGUUUAUUUUUAAUGUGUUAGUUUUAAGUACUUUGAAUUUACCCUUGAUGUAUCCUUUAUUUUAGUGUGUUUGCUUUAAGUAAUUUCAGUUUACCCACACGGUUCAUAAGAAGUAUACGCUGCCUUUUGUAUUCUGUUUCAACACUGAGUAAUAAUAAAUUAGAACGCAUGUCACUAUUUAAUUGGGGCGGUGCAUAGCUUAUGUGGUGAGGCGGGUGCACUCAAGAAUUUCUCUUUUAUUUUAGUGUGUUUGUUUUAAGUACUCCCAAUUUUUUCUUGAUGUAUUCUUUUUAAUUAUGUUUUUAAUCAAUUAUUAAUGCAAAA